CCACUGCGCGUGUGUGUGUGUUUGUAUGUGUGUCUCCGUGUGCGUGUAUGUCUGUGUAUACCUGUGUGUGUGUUCCUUGACAUAGCACGUGGAUGCGGCGAGAAGGAGGCAGUAAGUGUGGUGGUAGUGGUGAACAAGCAGUGUGUCUGGUGUGGUGUUAGAGCAGACUGUACUGAGCUCAGUUCGGGACCUCACCUGACGAAGGGGUUAAUUGACUCACCUGAUAACAUGGAAUACACCGUCACGAAGACGACGGAGAGCGGGUCCUCGUGGCUGACGUGGGUGUCGCUGGGGGUGAUGACCUACGUGUACGUGGUGGGGGAGCUGAGCCACUUCCUACUAGGGAUCGUCUCUCGCCCCAUGAGCCAGGAACUACACUAUGGGGACCACGCCUGCCUCCCUAACCCACAAGUACCUGAGCAAUCACCUGAGUGUCGCACCUUGAACAGUAGCAGCUGCGGGAACCUGCUGGAGGAGGACAACAACACGACCUGUGUGUGGGACUACUCGGGCCUGGGGUUAGAUUAUCAGGUCCUCGCUGGUCCCGCCUUCGUCGCCGUCUUCACUACCGCUGGCGUCAUCAUCGGCUUCAUCUCUGACAAGUUCAACAGGAAGGUGGUGGUGACUGUUUGCUGCGGGGUGCUGACGUUGGCGACAGGGUUGACGGGGGCUGCCAUGAACUAUUGGCAACUGGUAAUUCUCAGGAUGACUACUAGCGCAGGGGAGUCGGCUUUCACCCCCGCCUGCAGCAGUAUGAUCUCCGACAUGUUCCACGAGUCUCAACGCGCCCUGGCUCUGGGAAUCUUCAACUGGGGUAUCUACUUCGGAUACGGCCUCUCCUACGCCGUCGGGAACUUCAUCACAGCAGCUAACAUCGUUGACAUGGGGUGGCGAUGGUCGUACAUUGUGACGGGGAUGAUGGGUGUGGUGGCAACCCUGUUACUUUUCCUGGUGGUGAAGGAGCCACCCAGGGCCAGCCAGGCGGAGGUCACGCAACAGCCCCCAAGGAUAACAUCCAUCAACGAGUUCAGUAAAGUCAUUAAGGCGGAUCCUGCAGAUAUUGACACGGAGUUUACGAAGAUUUAUAACUCUAAAAAUGAUGUGAGUUCCCCUACAGGUAGCCGGUUGACGGAGGGGCUACUGGGGGAGGAGUCUGGUCCCAAGGCAGUGGUCAAAGCACUCCUUCAGCCCGCCGUGUUAGUUCUGGCCCUCGCUGCUUGUAUCAGACACACAGCCGGGUUCUCGUGGGCGUACAACACCCAACUCUACUUCCUCACUUACUACCCCAACUUCAACAUCGGACUCUGGGUAAUGUGCGCUUCUAUCGUGGGCGGGUCGCUGGGUGUGGCUGUGGGCGGCUUCGUCUCUGACCGUCUAGUGAAGAAGUUGGGCGUGAAAGCCAGGCUAUACGUGCUGGCUGCAAGUCAGCUGAUAGCAACGCCCUUCGCUGCUGGAGUGCUGUACUUCCCUCCUCCAGGUUGCUUCUUCAUCCUGCUGGGGUCCUACGUCUUCGCUGAGAUGUGGUUUGGGGUGUUGUUCGCCGUGUUGCUGGAGCUGGUACCUAAAACAGUUCAGUCUACCUCCAUCGCUGUGUUCCUCUUCGUUAUGAACAACAUCGGUGGGAAUGUACCUGUCAUUGUUGAUCCUCUGUCCCACCUGUUGACCUACCGUGGCGCCCUCUACGUCAUGUACCCGGGAAUGUAUUUAGUUAGCGCUCUGUUCUUCUUCCUGAGUAGUUUCUUCCUGUGAGAGUCGACAUAGCAGAGACUCUAGAGAAUAAGGACCCCAGUUUAUUUCACCCGAGGAUUAAACACCCAAACGCUAACCUAACCUAACGCUAACCUAGCCCAACCUAACCUAACCUAACCUAACCUAACUGUAACGCUAACCUAACGUCCCAAAGGUAGCGAUAAGGUGUUAAACUAUCAGGUGAAAUAAGUUAGGGUGUUUAAUCUUCAGGUAAUGUUCGAAUUACCAUGUCUCGUCUCACCUGCCGCACCUGGAGAACACCUGCUGUCUUAUUGAUUCUAAGAGCCCACCUGCCUGCUGGCCCCAUCACCUGUGCAAAGCGUUUUAAUCGACUCCGGGAAACCAAGCACACGUCCGUAGCAAAUAUUGUAUUGUGCAGCCACGGACAACAAGCACGUACAGCACGAACAAUCGUACAUACAGCCACAAGCUACAACAGCCACGGUAAACCUUGUGCAAUCACGGACAGCCACUUGCAGCUACGUACACAAUGCCACUGUAAAACUUACUACAGCUACAAACAAACACGCACAAUCACGGACAACAGUUUAGCUGAGAAAACCCAUAAAAGCCGCUAACAAGAAGCUUUGGCAACAGAGAUAACCCUAAAGUUGUAAGCAACGUGCACCUAUAGCCUCAGCUGUAGGAUAAAGUGAAAGGUUGACAGUAAGAUGUGGUGGUGUGGCGAUGUGGUAGAGUGGUGGUAGGGUGUGGUGAUGUCGUGCCGGGGUGUGACGGCGUGAUGAGGGUGUGACGUGGCGGCGUGGUGUGGGAGUGUGGUGGUGACCGAAUAAUGUGAUGAAUUAACCCUUAAUUAUAUAACCUCUGAGGGGUGAAGGAGCCUUAAGAAUCCUGGGAACAAAAUAUAUAUAAUAAUCAAAUAAUCAUAUAUAUAUAUAUACUGUAUAUAGACUGUGUGUGUGUGUGUGUGUGUGUGUGUGUGUGUCAUGAUAACUAGUUCGUCUAUGAACAAUAUAUUCUUUUACCUAAUGUUAUCUUGAGAAUAAACUGGAAGGCACAUAACGAUGAGAAAGACAUUAUAAGACAUACCCUACUCGUCCGUCUGACAUAAAAUGGACAUGCUAAUUAAUUCUGCUAUUCCCUUCUGAGAGAUAAAGAGAAAUGGUAGGGGUAUUCUCUCUAUAUUGUGAGGCAGUAAUAUAGAGACAUACUAUUUCUCUCUUUGACCCGUGAGACAUACAUCUCAUUCUACUCUUCCCUCGUGAGACAUAACAGAUAGGAACAUAAUUAUCUUCUGUUCCCUGUGUGAUUUCCUGCCUCCCCCCACCUCCCUGCCUGCUCCCCUGCUUCCCUUGCCUGCCCUUACCUCCCUGCCUACCUCCCUUACCUCCCUGUCAAAGCCCUCUACCUACCUUUCUUCCUCCCUGCCUCCCAUGUACUCUUCCUCAGGGGCUUUUACUGUACAAGACGUCCUCUAUAGUCUAUGAAUACUCCCAUAGUCUCCCACUCAACCUCUGGUCGUGUAAAUGAGUACUUAAUAAAAUAGGAAAAUAAGUUCUGAUUGGCUGCUGUCUUUAUCAAUCCGCAUAAUAUAUGAGUUUUAGUUGGUCUUUGGUGAUGAUGGUGCCUCUAGUGGGUUCAGUGCCCUCUUAGAUCGGUGUCUUGAGAUGGAACAUGAAAGUCGCUGGUUACUGGAACACCUGUUUAAAGAGACAUGACAUGACAUGACAUGACAUGACCUGACACCACGGAGUUGACGCAGAAGGGAAACUUUCCCUUCUGCGUCAACUCCGUCAGGUAGGUUGUGUUGUGGAUGAGAGUUAGUGUUAUUUGUCUUGUUUUGAACGUGUGUUGUGUUGUGUCUUCUCGUUCAAGUAUUUGUUUACGUUUGUAUAAUGUGAGUCUUGUAAAAGGAGGAAUUAAAUUUUUUAUUUGUUGAAAUAAAACUAAAUAACUGUU
Molecule: messenger RNA, 3669 nt
Organism: Homarus americanus (American lobster)
Lineage: Eukaryota; Metazoa; Arthropoda; Malacostraca; Decapoda; Nephropidae
Product: protein spinster homolog 1-like
Exons: 11
Coding region: 229-1749 (506 amino acids)
Biological process (GO): transmembrane transport
Cellular component (GO): membrane
Molecular function (GO): transmembrane transporter activity
Source: RefSeq, a predicted model, not a curated record